Phycomyces blakesleeanus NRRL 1555(-) is the source of this 1320-nucleotide messenger RNA. RefSeq lists its product as hypothetical. NCBI's taxonomy places the organism in Eukaryota, Fungi, Mucoromycota, Mucoromycetes, Mucorales, Phycomycetaceae. Gene Ontology annotation, molecular function: ubiquitin binding. Gene Ontology annotation, biological process: proteasome-mediated ubiquitin-dependent protein catabolic process; ubiquitin recycling. The record is from RefSeq and is a predicted model, not a curated record. Gene Ontology annotation, cellular component: nucleus; cytoplasm. The transcript has 10 exons. Bases 1 to 1320 code for a protein of 439 amino acids.
AUGUACCGAUUAGAAUCAUCCUUACUGGGUCAUGACCAAGACGUCAGAGCUGUCAGUGCUCUUUCCAAUGACUUGGUUCUAUCAGCCGCACGAGACAAAACAGUUCGUAGCUGGAAACGCACAGGACCCAAUAGUUUUGAGCUAAAUCAUACAUUCACUUUCCACGACCACUUUAUCAAUGCUCUUACUACCAUUCCUUCUUCAUUGGAGCAUCCUAAUGGUGAUCCAUUAUAUACAUUGGUUGGCCACACUGAGAAUGUGUGUGCAUUGGAUGUUUCCCCAGGUGGUGACAUUGUAUCUGGUUCCUGGGACAAAAAGGCAAUUGUCUGGAAGAAUUAUCAAAAGGCAUAUGUUCUUACAGGACACGAGGCUGCAGUAUGGGGUGUGCUUGCCUUGGAUGAUGAUGUGAUUUUGACAGCUUCUGCUGACAAGACUAUUCGAUUGUGGAAGCAUGGUAAACAAGUUCAAAUCAUUAGAGGACAUACAGACGUUGUACGAUCCCUUGCGAAAGUUCCUGGAGUUGGAUUCGUUUCGUCGUCCAAUGAUGGAACCCUUCGAGUUUGGUCAUUGGAAGGAGAAUGCUUGCAGGAACUCCAUGGGCACACUUCCUUUGUUUAUUCGGUAGAUGUUCUGAGUACCGGUGAAUUUGUUUCAUCUGGAGAAGAUAGAACUGUACGCAUUUGGAAAGAUGGUGAAUGUGUACAGACUCUUCAGCAACCGUGUAUUUCUGUCUGGACUGUGUCUGUUUUACCCAAUGAUGAUAUUGCUGUAGGUGGAAGUGAUGCAACUGUUCGUCUGUACACCCGUUCUGCUGAACGUUUUGCCCUUGCUGAAGAUCAAAAGGCAUUGGAUGAAGUAUUGGCUAGUCAAUCCAUUCCUUCUAAUCAACUUGGAGAUGUUAACAAAGAAAAGUUACCUGGACCAGAUGCCUUGUUGACUCCGGGAAAGAAAGAAGGACAAGUUAUUAUGGUAAACGCAGGGAAUGGCACAGUGGAAGCUCACCAAUGGAAUUCGUCUACCCAUAACUGGACAAAGAUCGGUGAGGUUGUGGGCGGUGUUGGAUCAGACAAGAAGCAGAUUUACGAAGGCGUUGAGUACGAUCAUGUGUUUGACAUUGACAUUGGUGGUGGACCCAAUGCGAUGCUCAAAUUACCUUACAACUUGAACCAAAACCCGUAUGAUGCUGCACAGAAAUUUGUUACACGCCAUGAACUUUCACAAGGUUUCCUUGAUCAGAUUGCAGACUUCAUUACUACCAAUACCAAACCUGCUGAGAUUGGCCCCAGCACAACCCAAUACCAAGAUCCAUUCACAGGUUAG